GUUUUGUCUUGUUCGAUCGAUGAUUCGUGGGAUUUUGGGUUUAAUGUUCAUGCUAUAUAUGUUUUAUCUAUUUAAUCUUGUUUUUUGAAUGUUCAUGGAUUUUCGAGAUGAUUUAUUUGUCUAUUACAUAAUUGACGUACAUUUUUUAAUUCUCUUACGUACGCAUAUUUGAUGAUAUUACAUAUAGGAAUCGGAAUCGCGGAAUCGGGAUCGCUUCUUAAACAAACUGCAAAUGUGACCGUUUCUCGUAUGAAGUUUUCCCUUUGAGAUUAGAUUUUUACCUUCAGAAAAAAAAAAAUCGAACAAUGAUGUGUUGUGGAGGUGCAGAAGAGGAGCCCUAUAGUGGUCCUCCGGCCAAUAAUUAUAACUCCGCCCCGCCGAAAACUGGCAACAAUUACGGCGGCGCCGGUGGAGGUGACAGAGGAGAGCCAAGAAGUGGUGCUGCAAGAAAUGGACAAGCUCAGAAAGUUCUGCCUAUUGAACUCCCAUCACUUCCACUUAGUGAGCUAAAUCGACUUACAAGUAAUUUCGGCACUAAAGCUCUUAUUGGAGAGGGCUCUUACGGUCGAGUUUUCUACGCCAAAUUAUCGGAUGGUCAACCCGCAGCUAUCAAGAAGCUCGAUUCUAGUUCUUCCCCCGAACCAGAUAACGAUUUUACAGCCCAGUUAUCCACAGUUUCGAGGCUUAAGAAUGAGCAUUUCGUGGGGUUGCUAGGGUACUGUCUUGAAUCAGACAACCGAAUUUUGGUCUACGAAUUCGCCACCAUGGGUUCUUUACACGAUGUUUUACAUGGUAGAAAAGGGGUGCAAGGGGCAGAACCAGGUCCGGUUCUUACGUGGGGUCAAAGGGUGAAGGUUGCUUUAGGAGCUGCAAAAGGGCUCGAAUUUCUUCACGAGAAAUGUCAGCCGUCGAUCGUACAUCGAGAUGUAAGAUCAAGCAAUGUGCUUCUCUUCGAUGAUUUUGUGGCCAAGAUUGCAGAUUUUAGUUUGACCAAUCAGUCUUCUGAUACUGCGGCUCGUCUUCAUUCCACCAGAGUACUCGGAACAUUCGGCUACCACGCACCAGAGUACGCGAUGACAGGGCAGAUAACUCAGAAGAGUGAUGUUUACAGUUUCGGAGUUGUUCUUUUAGAGCUUCUUACAGGGAGAAAGCCAGUAGAUCACACUAUGCCUAAAGGACAACAGAGUUUAGUCACAUGGGCAACUCCAAGAUUGAGUGAAGAUAAAGUGAAGCAAUGUGUGGAUCCCAAGCUAAAUGAUGAUUAUCCACCAAAGGCUAUUGCAAAGAUGGCUGCUGUAGCAGCACUUUGUGUACAAUACGAAGCGGAUUUUCGACCGAACAUGACAAUAGUGGUGAAGGCUUUGCAGCCAUUACUGAACUCAACAAAACCAGCUGGACCUGAUUCUAAUGCAUAAUAAAUAUUACUUACUGUAUAUGUUCAAAAAUGUUAUGCUAAUCUUCUUGAAAGAAAACCUAUGCAAUUUAGGAAUACCUCAAGUUGUUGUCUGAACAAUGGUAUAAUGGUGAUUUUCACAAAGCUCAGCAACCAAAUUUUUGGAAGCUUAGAAUAUAAUUUUAUUUUCUUUUU
Molecule: messenger RNA, 1588 nt
Organism: Erythranthe guttata (spotted monkey flower)
Lineage: Eukaryota; Viridiplantae; Streptophyta; Magnoliopsida; Lamiales; Phrymaceae
Source: RefSeq, a predicted model, not a curated record